Messenger RNA from Lycium ferocissimum, 1529 nucleotides. RefSeq names its product serine/threonine-protein kinase ZRK1-like. The record is from RefSeq and is a predicted model, not a curated record. The transcript has a single exon. Lineage: Eukaryota; Viridiplantae; Streptophyta; Magnoliopsida; Solanales; Solanaceae. Gene Ontology annotation, biological process: cell surface receptor signaling pathway; protein phosphorylation. Bases 337 to 1428 code for a protein of 363 amino acids. Gene Ontology annotation, molecular function: ATP binding; protein serine/threonine kinase activity. Gene Ontology annotation, cellular component: plasma membrane.
UCUAUAUCAAGUCAUCCAAGUUUAACACAGAAUAAUCAAGUUAAAUUCAGUGCAAGAAUAAUAGUACUAGAGCAGAUAAACAGGUGCAGAGAAAUUCAAGUGAGACACUAAGCAAUGACAAUGAAACUGCCCAAUAAUUCAGGAGAGAGUCCAGUCAAUAGCCAUCUUACCCACUUUGCUUGGAAUUCAAUGCACACGCUAUAGUACAAGAACCAUCAGGAAGCUUCCCUGUAAAUUCCACAUGUGAUGAUGUUAUUGAAUUUAAGGCCACUGCAUUAAGACUAGUUAGCUACUACUACUAUUCAUUACUUUAGCAAGAAGUCUAGGCAAAAAGAAAUGCAUCACUUCAAGGGACUCGCAAGGAAGAACCUAGUUUCCUCUGCCUCUGCAGAAAGGCGGAAGAAAGAGCAGCAUUAUUAUUUAAAGAAUGGAAGUUCAGUGCUGGAGGAGAUUCUUGCUUUAUGCGACGGAAAUUGCCGAAUUCCCAUCCGUUAUUUCAGUGCCAUAGAGAUCCAGAGGGCAACAGAGCACUCUGCAAAGAAAAUAAAGCUCUCAGCUCUGGAUUUGGUUACGGGCUCUCUGAACAACCGCCUUGUUUUAGUUCGGUUCAAUGAACUGAACUUCGAUAAUAUUCACCGAGAUAUAGCAAUUACUGCUCAGAUGAGCCAUCUCAAGAAUGUGCUCAGACUUGUCGGUUGCUGUCUAGAAUUUGAAUCACCAGUUAUGGUGUAUGAAUAUGUUGAAGGUAUAUCUCUUAGAGAUCUACUUUUCAAAAAAGGUAAUCAUGAUGAUCAAACUAGAAGAUCAUUAUUAUCUUGGGGAAAUAGAUUACGGAUUGCCAAUCAGGUUGCUUCUGCAGUCGUUUUUCUCCAUACAGAAUUUACUACGCCCAUCAUCCACAGAGAUAUAAAGCCUCACAAAGUGAUAAUAGAUCAGAAUAGCGGUGUUGCCAAAAUGGUGGACUUCUCAUUUUCCAUAUCAUUGCCUCCUGGGAAAUUGGAGGUACAAGCUGGAUUUCUAGGAACAGCCGGGUAUAUAGCUCCUGAAUAUGGCCGUCAUGACAUUGUUACUCAAAAAAUUGACGUCUAUAGCUUCGGGGUUCUUCUCUUUGAGCUAUUAAUUGGAGAAAGUGUGCACGAUAUUAUCAUGAAUAGAAUGGCAAUUCCAAAAGAGGGGACAAAUUUUGAAAAUCUCACACCCAACAUCGUCGAUAGCUAUUUUACAGAGGGUAAUGUAAUAGAUAUAGCGGAUCCUGCCAUUUUAGAAGAGCGUGGAAUUGAGAUUCGACAACAAUUGGAAGACUACUUGGAUCUUGUUAAGAAAUGCACAGCUUACAAGGGAGAAAAUAGACCAUACAUGAUUCAUGUUGCAAGGGAAUUACGCCGAAUUGAGAAGUGUUACCGUGCCCUCACUCUUGGUCAGAAAUAAAUGUCUGUUUUGAUCCCAUCAUAUUUUUUUUCCUGAAUGUACCGUCAUAUUUAUGUUGAACAAAAAUGAGAUCUAUAGACAAUGAAAUUGCCAAUUUGAUC